This is a messenger RNA of Aspergillus homomorphus CBS 101889, 520 nucleotides long. RefSeq lists its product as uncharacterized. The record is from RefSeq and is a predicted model, not a curated record. The transcript has 2 exons. NCBI's taxonomy places the organism in Eukaryota, Fungi, Ascomycota, Eurotiomycetes, Eurotiales, Aspergillaceae. The annotation marks the transcript as partial.
CGGUGAUGUUUCUGGCGGUGCCUCUGGCGAUGUCUCUGGCAGCGGUAAUGUUUCCGGCGGUGCUACUCCUACUGUUGUUUCCGGCCCCAGUGGUACUACUGUCUCCUUUGGUACUACCACCAGCGUCUCCCUCCCUGGCGGUGGUCUCUCGGCUGGUAUCUCGGGCAGUGGCAGCGUCAGCGGCAGCGGUGAUGCUGGCGUAGGUGCUGACACCGGAGCUGAUACUGGUGCGGGUGCUGACACCGGGGCAGGCGCAGGUGGUGAUGCAGGACUCGAUGCUGGAGCUGGAGGCGAUGCCGGCGCCGACGCCAACGCCAACGCUAAUGCCGAUGCUUCCGCUGAUGGAGAUGCUGAUGCCAAUGCUGAUGCUGACGCCACCGCUACUGGUGGCGGUUCUGCCUCUGCUAACGCUAAUGCGUCGGCUUCUGGCUCUGGGCACGCCAGCGCUAACGCCUCUGCCAACGCCUCGGCCAGCUCUUGAGUUUCUUCGACAACAGUCUGCUCAACAAGCAACAAUGAC